UCGGAGGCGGGGCGGCAGAGACAGCUGGUACAGAGAGAGAGAGAGAGAGAGAGACAGCGGGUACAGCAGCAGUGUAGCAGCUACAGCUACAGCAACAGCAGCAGGAGCAGGAGGCUGGUGGGGAGUGUCUGUUACCACUACCACUACCAGAAGACGACUGGUGGGACAUUAUACCAUGUCCACUGACCCGCCGCCCCACCAUGGACACCCGGUCCAUCACACGCCUAGGCCGUCAUUCAACCAGGAAGAGCUUCGAGUACUUCGAGAAUGCAACAGGGAAUCCUUUUAUUACCGCAGCGUACCUAUCGCUGCGGGUCUUUCGGCAGCUACGUACUUGGCUAUGAGACAAGGAAUCUUGAAAAUGAGUUCGCGAUUUGGUUACACUCCAAAGAUCAUCGGAGCAUCAUUCAUUGGCUAUUUUAUGGGCAAGCUCUCGUAUCAGGGUGCAUGUGCCGAGAAGAUGAUGCAGCUCCCUAACAGCCCAAUAGGUGAAGCUUUACGCAAGAGGAUGGGGCGCGUGGGUUUUCAGGAGACCCUUGGCAUGGAGCCAGGAUUCAUGUUGGGGUAUCCCUCAAGUGAGCUGGGUCCUCCCACAUCUGAUGAGCCCAUCUUUGACGACCAUAGACCAGACCUGAGAGACCACAACGAGGGUCUGGAUGAUUACGAGCGUGGAGUUACUGAAUCACUAACUCCUUACACAGAAGCCUCCUCAAGUGCAUCACAACAGUACACAACAUACCAAGAGCUUAGACGCCAAAACCGUGAAGAACAUAUCAAUAAAAUGGCUGAAAAAUAUCGUAGGCCUCAAACAGCAGAUACAUUACCAGAGAGUGGACCUCUUCCUCAAGGUGCAGAAGAUUACCAUCCAAUUCAGCCUACACACAAGCUACAACCAUCCAUACGGACCACUGGGAAAAAGAAUCAGUAUGGAGAUGAUGUCGACGAAUAAUGGGUUUAAAAGAUAGGAAGGUGAAGUGUUUAAAUGCAACUUCAGUUCGGAUUCUGGUGUAUGCAUUUGGGGUUUAAGACUAGUUUGGGGUUUGACUUCUUGCACAACUGCAGUAUAUUUGUAAUGCUGGGGAAAAAAAAAAAACAUGGUUUUUAGAUAUCUAAUACUGGUUGGCUUGGCUGUAUUAUCUGGAUGGCAAGUUAUGUAAAAAAUAUACUGUGAUAGAACUCUUGCUGUCUCACGACAGACAUAGUUCAGUGAUCAAAUUUACAAUUGGAUUCCAUCUCGUGUAGUUACCUUGUCCACUCGCAGUUUCCUUGUGGUAAACAUAGCUUUCAUAAUUGUAGUUUCAAACAGAUUUAUCUAUGCCUUUUAGGAUUUCUUUAUAUUAAAGGGAAUUUUAUUUCUAAAUGAGGCAAUUCUUGAAUAUCAUGAUCAUGUAACAUUGCUUAUAUUCUGCUGCCUUAUUAAGCCAAGACUUUCAAGGAACAUAUUGUAAGAGCAGGCAACAAAUUGCCUUAUCAGAAAUGGCAAAGCAUGUGCCGAGUGAUUGUAUCUCCAGAGUGAAUUAUUAGCUAAUCUAGGCAGUAGAUAAUUCAGACUAGAAUCAAAACAAAUUGCAUAACUUGCUUAAAAAUAUCUAAGUGGAGGGUUCUAGAAGUCAUUGCAGUGCAUUAUAUAUAACCUUUAAUAAACAGCCAGUUAAGGCUAAUUUAUCAUACUGAUAGUUUGUUGCCUUAGGUUGUGAAUUAAACACACACUUUCUAUUCAUUCUUGUCAGAACGACUUUAAACAAAUUUGUACAACUGUAAAUAAAUUAUUAAAUGUU
Messenger RNA from Procambarus clarkii (red swamp crayfish), 1778 nucleotides. RefSeq names its product OCIA domain-containing protein asrij (gene asrij). Gene Ontology annotation, cellular component: endosome. The record is from RefSeq and is a predicted model, not a curated record. Lineage: Eukaryota; Metazoa; Arthropoda; Malacostraca; Decapoda; Cambaridae.